This is a messenger RNA of Scatophagus argus, 3811 nucleotides long. RefSeq lists its product as uncharacterized. The record is from RefSeq and is a predicted model, not a curated record. Lineage: Eukaryota; Metazoa; Chordata; Actinopteri; Scatophagidae. The transcript has 3 exons. The coding region runs from base 516 to 1397 and encodes 293 amino acids.
UGAGUUGGAAUUAAGUGAACACAUGAUGGCUGUCAGUGUUGAGUGUGUGAAACCACAGGGGCUCGGCGGCCUGUGUGUGACCCUGUCCUCGCGGUCCUCUGGGUCCUCGCGGUCUUCUGGGUCCUCGUCUCAGAAUGGAAACCAAACGCAUGCUCAGAUAAAGUUAUGAUCCACGUUGAGCCUGAGCGUUUCUGCCGCUCCGUGUGUUGUGAAUAAGAUGCUUCUUGAUGGUCCAAAUAUGGAGUCAUUAGAGUGAUUAGCUGAGGGCCUGAAUGUGAAUGGUUGGGGUCGCUGCUCUUCGGGGCGCCUCAUUAUGCAGGCGCAUUAAAAGAAAGCCGCGGGGGUCAAAUGGGUUAAGGACACGAACAAAAAGAGGGGCAGGGUCACGAUUCAAAUUCUAAGUGGGAAGAUGUCCCCAUUGUCAGCGGGCUAUAAAGCAGGCAGAUGAGGCCGGCCGGCACCGCAGAGGAGCCGCGUGUUAUUCACCAGCGAAGACCCGAAGGAGAAACGCCAGCAUGGCCUCCAGGCGCCGCGUUUGGAUUGUUCUGAUUCUCCUCUCAGUGAUGACAUGUGACAUGUGUGGAGUAUCUGGUCGCGCCGUGGACACGCGGGGACUUCUGUCACAGUGGAGGGAAACCGCAGCUGAAUCGUCCGGCUCCGACGCGCUGAGGCGGUGGAGGCGCGGGGUGGCGGAGGCGCACCGGGAGCGCUGCGCGGAGCUGGCGGCGCCUUGGCAGGAGAACACGAAACAAGCCCCGGAGGAUAAGGCAACCCUGCUGCAGCUCCGCGUCCGGCCCUUCUCCCCCAGAGCCUCGCUGGGCCUGCUGUUCCCCGGGAAGUCCCUGUUCAGCUUCGUCCGCCGGGUCUACCACUGCUGUCAGGAGGGGCUGGACUGCAGGAGCGUCAGAGGGAUACAAGGCCGCCUCAGAGGAGGUACGGAGGCGGAGUUUCUCCUCACCAGGGAGAUUUUAUCACUGAGAGUCACCAGAGCCGAGCUUCACCUCCAGCUUUCCAACCCACACCAUCUGGACAUCCACCCGGUGCUGUCAGCGAUGGCAAAGCGCGGCCUUCCCACGAGGUACAGUUUGUGGUCUCGGGGCAACACGGUGGAGCUGAGAGUGGAUCUGCUGUUCCUCCUCCAGAGCCUGCAGGAGGCGGCAGGUGGUGCCGGAGCAUCUGCCCCCGGCCUGCUGAACAUCCGGCAGGUGGUGUUCUCUUCCAGGCGGCAUCCACCUGGGGAGGAGACCACUUCGAGGGCUCUGCAGGACGCCGGUGGGGACGUGUGGGGGGAGCUGGGCUUGGUCCUGGGCUGCAGUCAGACCGGAUCCGACAUGUCGUGUGGAGCCGGCGGCGUUGGCCUCUCACACCCGCCUUUCAUGGCCGUGUACUACAGCUGAAGUCCAGCUGAGACUGUGUUGACUCAAAGGAAUUGAUGCACUUCAAGGUCAAAUCUAUUAAUUUAUGAAUGUUAUUUUGCUAAAUAUAUAAUCAUGUGUAAAUAGCAAAUAUGAUUUACUGGAAUUCUAUGGAGUCACUUUGGUUAUUAAAGUGCAGUGUGGUCACUUCUGUGAACACGUCAGUCAGCUUUGUGCUUCUGUUUGAAGAGGUUUUCACAGCUGGUGGGGAAAGGUGGAGGAAACACACCUGGACAAACAAAGGGCCUGCACGUGCUGGGGCCCUGUGAACCCGAAAACACAAGGGUUUCAGUCAGGGCCUCCUCACCCCCGAGCUCACGGAGGCCGGUGACGUCUCUUUCUGAGGCUCGGGGGGUGAGGAGACGCGGCCUGAAGCUCCAUUUUCGUGUGGACUGUUCCUUUAAUUUGUCAUGAAACACUGUUAGACCUUUAAAAGGUAUUAAAGCUUUCACAAACCGACACGUUCUGAUAAAAUAGCACAUUUAUUAAAAAGAUUUACCAGCAUUUCCCAUCCUGCAGACACAUCCGAGUGAGAUGAGGGCUCAGGAGAAGCGUCUCUCAGUCCACCUGCUGCUGCCUGCGGCCCUCAGAGGCGCAGCCGCUCGUCCCGCGCGCGUACGCGUCGACGUGCUGACGUUCCGCUUCAGACGCGCCUCGCUUUAAAUUCAUCUCACGUGUUCGGCUGCUUCGCGAACCAAACAAAAAAAAAGGAGAUAAAAAAUAACAGCGACGUGCUGAAAAUCUCAAAUUUACAUCAAUUACAGAGCAAUUAAAAAAGACGGCUCGGGGAGAGCUGGGCGUCAUGGAGGGGGAACGGUUAGUGGUGACGAACGGUUUGCCCACCAGGUGAGAAACGAAAGAAGCGCCGGCCUCAGCUGAACACACCGCGCUGAAGGUUCUGGGUGGAAUGACAGCAACUCUUUGGUUCUCAUGUGAACAACACGGAUCAGAUCUUCAUUCACAGGAGAGGAAACCGAAACUCGGCUCUCCGGACAGAGACUAAAGAAGAAGAGGCGAGCGGAAGGCCAGCGGGGCGGCGAGCUGCAGGCGGACGACGGCAAAGCACGAUGGGCUCAGUGACUCAAGGCAACAAACACACAAAAAAAGACACACACGAGGCAGUGCAAAAUGUCACACCAACAAAACAGCACGUUUUAAAAAGCAGAUCCUGAGGAAACAAAAUUCAAACAUAAACAUCCGAGCACAAAACACGUCCAGAUCAGCCCCGACUCUGACUUCAAUUAGAACAGAAGAGCCCGCGUUUUCACACGUUUAUUUCACCUCCUGACAUCCGGUUUACCUUCGCAUUUACUUUGUACCAACAAGCGCUCCUCCCCGGAGGAGACCAGGCCCAGGUCUCCCCCAGGGGCGGAGUUCCAAAAGAAGCCCCUCAGCUCACACCAAAGUGAUGAAGACUCACACGAUCAAAGUGUGUCAUCUUGUACCUUUUAUAUACACACGCGGAGGAACAAAACGCGCCGGCGGCGGUGCUCAGGUCAACCAACCAGCCGUCUGCGCUCUUAAAUAUGAGUUUAAGAAGAAAAGAAAAACAACAACCCCCCCAGCAGGCUGACUGAACACGUUCUGCAGUCUGGGGAGGAGAAUCGAGGAGUGAGGACGAAGCCACAGCACCUGAAUUAUGAACCGUUUUAAAGCAGAAGGGGGGCCGCAGAGCCGAGCACUUCAGGGAGGAAACGAGAUCCGCAAACAAAGCUGCUCUCAGUCCGGACGGACAGCGGAAAAGGACGUCGUCGUCUCAGACAACAGACAGGUGAGGCGUGCGGAUGAGACGUGUGUGACGCUUUGCCACGUCAUACAGCAGCUGGACACAGCAGCUUCACGGACAAACCGUCCAGUCCACGCGGACCACAGCCACAGGGCGUCUUUUCACAAUAAAAUACAAACAUUUCGAUGUUUUCAUGGUCACAAAGGGGUGAGUGAAUUUAAAAAAAAAUCUAAUAAAACCACUAAUGGCCUGUUUGAGCUCCCUUUCUGAGAGCAGGCGACGUUGUUGUCAUGACAACAGCCGGUUAUCUGCUCAUCUAAUGACAUGUCAAAACGUGCUCUUCUCUUUCAACCAUCUCUGCUUGCAAAACGAUUUAAACGGCUCAUCUAUUAUCCAAAUAUGGCCGCGGCCACUCAGAUGUUGAUGCGCGUCUAUUCGCGCAGUUACGGUGCUCGGAGCAGCCAAAGAGCACGACGGACUCAAAGGUUUUACAUAUCCAGACUGAUGCGAGGUCUCACUUUCACAAGUUUGUAUUCAGCGUCGUCUUGAACAGGAUUCAGCUGAAAAUCUGGACAUUUUUAAAUAAAAGUUUAACUCUGAGAAGACCGGCAGGUCUGAGUCACGGGUCGAGUUCUCAGUGUGAACAAACGGAAGCAUAUUGGGUUUUUUU